Elgaria multicarinata webbii is the source of this 2356-nucleotide messenger RNA. It is a transcript of the gene RNF180, whose product is annotated as ring finger protein 180. Gene Ontology annotation, biological process: serotonin metabolic process; norepinephrine metabolic process; protein polyubiquitination. The transcript has 7 exons. The record is from RefSeq and is a predicted model, not a curated record. Gene Ontology annotation, molecular function: ubiquitin conjugating enzyme binding; ubiquitin protein ligase activity. Gene Ontology annotation, cellular component: endoplasmic reticulum membrane. The coding region runs from base 66 to 1745 and encodes 559 amino acids. Lineage: Eukaryota; Metazoa; Chordata; Lepidosauria; Squamata; Anguidae.
CCCGGCAGUGACCGCGCGCCAGGACAGGCAGAGGCAGAUAUACAGUUCAAAGAACAAGAGUUAAAAUGAAUAGUCAAGGACAGGUUGACAUGUUUCAUUGCUGCAAGUGUCGAAAAUAUGUAGCUAAUUCUGAUUGCUUGAUAAAGGACCGUAAUGCAGAUUUAUUUGAACAGCCUCAUUCUUCAACUGCUUCUCAGGAUGUCUGUAAUGUAUGGCACAUGAAUAUAGAAGCUCUUCCAGACUGGGUGACUUGCAUAAUAGAAAAGGCACAAUGGACAACUGGAAAAUUGAACUGCCCAUUCUGUGGAGCCUGUCUUGGGGGCUUUAACUUUGUCAAUAAUACAAAAUGCUCCUGUGGCCAGUUUACAAAUAUCCAUCUUUGCAAGAGGCGAACUGACUGCCGGCCAGCUAGUUCAGUUACAUCACCAAUAUUACAACUAAAUCACUUGUCACUUUGUAAAGUUCAUUCUGAUUUUAACAAGGAAAUAUCACCAGGUGUGACAGGUGGAACUUCAGGAGCUAGAAAUCAAAGACUUUCAUACAAUGCCAAAAAUAAUGACGGCAUUGGAAGAUUAAUAGAGGCACUUUGCCUAGAGGUGAGAUCAACCAACUUUGAGAUGAGUAGUAAAAAAUUACACUUUAGACUAUAUAAUCCAAAAACAAGUAUUUCAGCUUCACUGGCUGUGAAUGACAGAUACAGUGUAAAAGCUUUUCAUAGAAAAUCACAGAGUUUGGACUUGAACUUCAGAGGGAGGCUUGUCUUGUUUCCUACUUUAUAUGGAACUUCCGUGACCGAGAGACCUGUUUUCUCCAGGCAACAAGAAACACAGCCUUUUAACACAAAGCGUUGCUUACAAUUAAAGUCUAGCAGAACACAUAAUUAUUUUCAGUUCCCACUUAAAUCAGAUGCUGGUGAGCUUCCAAAGACUUUUUCUGUUACUUCCUACAGUGUACUAGCACAAGAACAGACUAAGUUUAAACCUUGUUUAGAAGCUUCCAAAAACUACCUUGAGAAUGCUGCUAUUGACCAGCAGCUGUUCCUGUCUUCAUCCGAGAGCACUGCAGAAGAUGUGAAACAGCACAUCACAUCUCUUGGUCAUCUUCAGCCCUUGUCAAUUAUUGAUCAAAAAGUGAGCAAGAGAAAAAGAAACCAAUUGAACAGUUUAAGAAGGAAGCAAAGGUGGCAAGAGAGGUGGCUACAAAAGCAGACUAUGAAUUCAGAAGAGGAGCAUGAACACAGACAAGAUAAGGAAAGCUACCUUUGCGCAGUGUGCCUAGAUGUCUACUUUAAUCCUUACAUGUGCUAUCCAUGCCACCACAUCUUUUGUGAACCUUGCCUGCGCACACUCGCCAAAGAUAACCCAACCAGCACUCCAUGUCCUCUGUGCCGUACUGCCAUUUCCCAAGUUUUUUUCCAAUCAGAACUCAAUAAUUCCACAAAAGUUCACUUUCCUGUGGAAUAUUCAAAAUUAAAGGAACAUUUUCAAGAAUCAAGUUUAGCAAAGUGGCCCCUCCCUAGCUGCAAGAAAGCCUUCAGAGUUAUUGAAGGUUUUCAGAGCCCAGACUCCUUUACACGGAGGCAUUUCCCACAUGCUGCUCACAGGAUGGAUUAUAUGGACUUUGAGGAUGAUAGCCGGAUAUGGCGAUUUGACAUGGACAUGGUGAUAAUCUACAUUUAUUCCAUCAAUUGGGUCAUAGGAUUCAUUGUGUUUUGUUUUCUCUGCUAUUUUUUCUUUCCUUUUUAGGGAUUGUAUUGUUUUUAAUUCAGCCAUCAGACAAGAGACUAGACAUACCCCAAUGACCCAAUGUAAAGAAUGCAGAUUAUGUAUGAGAUUUGGGUUUACUGUACAAGAUUGAGAACGCUAUAGCAUGAAUAAUUGCAUCAAUUUUAUGAUCAUUUGAUUUUUCUGUUGUGUUUUGAAGUGAAGGAAAGUUUGUGUAUAGAAAUGAAUUGUCAAAUCUAAUGCUUUUUCUAAUGCCUACUAAAAUGGCACAUGAUCUCCUGACCUUGUAUUAUCUUUUUGGUUUUGUAUUAACUUGUAACCAAAUUAGGGCAAAUUUUCAGAUGCAUGUUCAUCAGACAGUGGCUUCAAGAUCAAGUGAUGACUGAUAUGUAUGAAACAGCUGUCACAGAUAGAAUAUCACCUCAGAUACAAUGAUUUUUGUGGAGGCUUUUGCACAUGAAUCUGUUAAGCUAGAUCUAAAUAGUUCUCAUGUGAGUUGUUUGCUUAUUUUCAAAGUGCGCCACAUGGAAUUGGUAUGUUGAGUCUCUGGCUUUCCUCUUCAGGAAUUCCUUGAGAAUUUGGGAUGUUAUCCUACUUGUAUGGCAACGUGCAAUAUUUCUAAUAAGUUCACA